AAAUACAUUAGAUUCCAUAGUAUUUUCUAACUGAGAAGUAAAUACAUUAAAGGAAAAUGGCUACAGAAGAUUCAUUAAAUGUCACAAAUACCCCAAAGACACUUCUCCUCCAGUCGACACAGGAUCAUGACAUUCUUAUCGCGGUGAUUGGCAUUUUAUCUUUCUUUAGUGUCAUAGGAACGGUUGGAAAUGCUCUUGUCCUAUAUGUGUAUGUCAAGAAGCGAAAUAAAUUAGCAUCAACGGUAUUCAUAAUCACGCUCGCUGGAACUGACUUUAUAACCUGCAUAUUAAUAAUUCCAUAUACAAUUGUUUUGGAAUAUAUGGUAUACUAUGUGAAGUAUGAUAUACUCUGUAAGUUUUACAUGUUUUUAAUCACAUCCAACGUGCCAUUCUCAGCAUUUAUAAUGAUGGCUAUAGCAGUUGAUAGGUACCUGUGUAUCUGCCAUCCAUUCACACAUAUACUUAACAAAAAGAUGGCUAAAGUUAUAAUUUCUGUUUUAGCAGGAAUAGCAUUUUCUCUCGGAAUUAUAACGGCCUUAAACUACGGAGUUUACUUUGUAAAGGAAUCUAAUUCUACGGCUACUGAUGGAGUUAAUGACAGUUAUAUAAACAUAGCAAACCAAAGUGGCAUUACUGUAUUAUCAAAAGAAGAAGAACCAGCGUAUGGAUUUAAUCUAUCAUACAAAACAGAUACCAUGAAAAAUGUGUUACACUUGAAGACACAACUAAUAGAAUAUAAAGGAAUUUGCCAAGUAAACGGUCUAAUAUUUAGUUUCCAGUUCACUGAUGUCUACCAAAAGAUUUAUUCAAGCUUCUUUGUGAUAGUGAUAGUUGUUGUAGUUGUUCUAUAUAUUCUUAUUUAUAAAUUCGUCUCUGUAAGGAGAGCUAAAAGACGACGCAUGCGCAGUCAAAGGUCAAUGUAUUCCUCGUAUAAAGAUCCACCUACAACAUAUGUGAAUACGAGAGCGUCCAUAAAUAAUGGAAGUAUUAAGACAGAAGUUGACAUGACCAGUGUUGUCGACGAACCACGCCCGAAAACAGAGAAGACUGCAUUUCUGAGAAGAAUGACAAUCAGAGAAAAAGGUCUUGUUGCCAACAUUCGGACCGCUGCCAUGCUUUUUGUCGUAACAGCUGUAUUUAUAAUAGUGUUUCUACCGGCGUGGCUAAUGGCACAUGAAGUGCUGCCAUACAAUAUGCUCAUCUUCUAUAUGUACUUUUUCUACAAUGUAGCUAAUCCAAUAAUUUAUGCCUUUAUGAACAAAGCAUUUCGCAGAGAUCUUAAAGACGUCAUAGAGUGCCGGGUUUCCCAAUGAAAUCAAUGUGAUUAACUUGACUAGGAUACUGCGUUUGAUAUUUGUACAUGUGUCAGUUGGUUCCCGGGUAUAAACAGUUUGAUAUUGCGAACAUGCAUUUGUGCUAUUUGUGCAUAUUUCCGUUAGAACAAGUACUUAUAAGUUACAUCUGAAAUUGCCUUUUGUCUGAAAUAUAUUGGAAAUGUUACC
Messenger RNA from Ruditapes philippinarum (Manila clam), 1502 nucleotides. Its product is annotated as cholecystokinin receptor-like. The transcript has a single exon. The record is from RefSeq and is a predicted model, not a curated record. NCBI's taxonomy places the organism in Eukaryota, Metazoa, Mollusca, Bivalvia, Venerida, Veneridae. Gene Ontology annotation, cellular component: membrane. Bases 57 to 1313 code for a protein of 418 amino acids. Gene Ontology annotation, molecular function: G protein-coupled peptide receptor activity. Gene Ontology annotation, biological process: neuropeptide signaling pathway.